CAGGGCGCAGCACACAGGACGCACAGAGAACGCGCGUAAUAGUAAGCAAGCCGAGUCAUUUGAACGCUGAACCACAAUCUUUGAUUGUUUCGGGGUGGCUUGCUGUGAAGUUUAAACUUUGAUUUCCAAGUGAUUCUUUGUUCUGAUGCUCAAGUACCGCCGGCUUCUUAUUCUCUCCUGCUUUUCGACGGUAUUCUUCAUAUGAUGCUCGGAUUUUGCACAAGUGUUUUCUCCACGCCUUGCAUCCAAAAUGUGAGGACUUCUGUCGGAAUAACUAAGGACGCUGAAUAAAGGAAAGCUUGAACUCUUCGUUGUGACCAACGUGAAGCUCGUUUCAUUCCAACCAAGUCUGAAAUGGGGCCGUCAUCUCGGCUGCUUCUUGUUUUUCUGGUUUGGGCUGAAGGUUCCUCCCUUCAUUACUCAGAGAGCCGCUCAAGUCGUGUCUACCCGGAGAAGACCUUUGGCCGGUCCAUCAAAGACUCUCAGUGCCAGCACAUGCUGAAACACCUUCACAAUGGGGCCCGAAUCACUGUGCAGAUGCCUCCCACCGUGGAAGGCCACUGGGUGUCCACAAGCUGUGAAGUCAGACCAGGCCCAGAGUUCCUGACACGCUCCUACAGGUUUUACCCCAACAACACCUUCCAGGCUCACCAGUUUUACUAUGAGGACAACCAUUGCACCAAGCCCACUUACACGCUGGUAAUUCGGGGCCGACUGCGCUUGCGCCAGGCCUCCUGGAUCAUCCGCGGUGGCACAGAGGCAGAGUACCACCUCCAUCAUGUCCAGAUGGUGUGUCACACAGCCACCGUGGCCAAAGAGCUGAGCCAGAGGCUCAACCGCAGCUGCCGAGGGGCAGUGAAGGGCGCCUGGGAACCCAACAUGAUGUACGAGCUGGUGAGCGAGGAGGGUGGCUACGAUUGUUCCAGAGAGCUUAACUUUGCCAUGCAUGAGCUGCAGCUGCUGAGAGUAGAAAAGCAGUACCUGCACCACAACCUGGAUCAUCUGGUGGAAGCGCUGUUUCUAGGAGACAUACACACUGACCCAUCACAGAGGUUGUACUACAAGCCAUCCAGCUACCAGACCGCCCUGCAGAAUGCCAAGAAUCACGACCAAAGCUGCAUCGCCUGUCGUAUCAUUUACCGCUCGGACGAGUUCCACCCUCCCAUCCUGCCGCCACGGGCGGACCUGACGGUCGGGCUGUACGGUCAGUGGGUGAGCCAGCACUGUGAAGUUCGCCCAGAGGUCCUCUUCCUGACCCGCCACUUCAUCUUCCACGAUAACAACCACACCUGGGAGGGCCACUACUACCACUACUCGGACCCCAUCUGUAAACACCCCACCUUCACCAUCUACGCCCGCGGGCGCUACAGCCGAGGGCUUCACUCCACCCGCGUCAUGGGCGGAACAGAUUUUAUCUUCAAAGUGAACCACAUGAGAGUGACUCCCAUGGACUUAGCCACCACCUCCCUCCUCAAUGUCUUCAACGGUAAUGAGUGUGGAGUACAGGGGUCAUGGCAGGUCGGGGUGGAGCAGGAUGUCACAGUAACCAAUGGCUGCGUAGCGUUGGGCAUCCGGCUGCCUCACACGGAGUACGAGCUCUUCCGCAUGGAGCAAGAUGCCCAUGGACGCUACCUUCUCUACAAUGGCCAGCGCCCCAGCGACGGCUCCAGUCCGGACCGCCCUGAGAAGCGGGCCACCUCCUACCAGAUGCCCCUGGUGCAGUGCUCAUCAAGCAGCCAGCCAUCAGAUCCCAACCAAGGAAAUGACGCAGACAGGCCUGUGCCGCGCCAUAACGACUGCACGGGAUGGCACAGAGGCUGCCAGAAAUGCAUCGCUGUGGCCAUUGCCGCGUUUGUUACUGCUCUGCUUCUCUUCAGGCAAAGCUAGAGAGCACAAAGACAUGACAGAAGAAGAGUUUGGAUUUAUGAGAGAACCCUGAGGGGCUCACGGAGACUGCAUAAGUAGACUACGUUUACAUUUGUUUUAAUAGGUAAAGGAUCAUAAAAACUGGUCCCUGAACCUCUGAACUCUUUACCAAAGACUUGAGACUGCUGCACCGCAGAAACUGCACUUUAGAGUGGAACCAAAGACCGACCUGUGUUUCUACAAGCAUACAACGAUGUCUUUAUAUCCACACAGACAUGAGAAUAUGUUUUAUAUGAGCUAUUUACCUACAACUAUCAAAUCAAGCUUCUUUUUUUUUUUAACUGCAUAGAGAACCACACUCAUGCAUCAAAACAUUUCUCUUCCUGACUUUUAGUUUGUCACCAUUUACACUAAAAUGUACUUAAUGUGUAAAAACUUUUUUUUUCCUACAUAUAGCUUUGAAGUAUGGUGAUGUCAGCAGCAGGUAUCGGCCUUGUGUUCCAAGUAAUGAUCA
Molecule: messenger RNA, 2380 nt
Organism: Archocentrus centrarchus (flier cichlid)
Lineage: Eukaryota; Metazoa; Chordata; Actinopteri; Cichliformes; Cichlidae
Product: protein APCDD1
Exons: 5
Coding region: 355-1887 (510 amino acids)
Biological process (GO): negative regulation of Wnt signaling pathway
Cellular component (GO): plasma membrane
Molecular function (GO): Wnt-protein binding
Source: RefSeq, a predicted model, not a curated record